This is a messenger RNA of Durotheca rogersii, 1859 nucleotides long. RefSeq lists its product as uncharacterized. Lineage: Eukaryota; Fungi; Ascomycota; Sordariomycetes; Xylariales; Xylariaceae. The coding region runs from base 548 to 1420 and encodes 290 amino acids. The transcript has 4 exons. The record is from RefSeq and is a predicted model, not a curated record.
ACAACGGUUUCGUCUCCGAUGGCUCUCAUUUCCUGUUUAUCUACACCUACCCGUCGUGCGAACGCUCGCAUAUAUACCUAGGACUCCCGCCUGAUUAGUGGCAUGCUUUCGCCGACAUGCUAUGCACCCACAUGACCCGGACGAUAAGGAGGGUUGCAGCGGGCCGUGAGCAGGCGAAUCAGGCGCCCUGCUGAGGCCUUGGGUGUCAGGGCUGGAGGCCAGGGGGUUCCUCUCGUCAGGCUGCGUGCGCACCACACACACGUGUGCGAAUCGCGGUGGUUGGAGUGUCCCGGGGGCAGUGACGAUAGCUUCGCGCCCUAGCUCCUUGGUGCAGCGCCGCCCGAUGUUGCAUCCCGGUCGAUCUAUUGCUCACCCGCCGCAGCUAAUCGAAUGCUUGAGAUUCGUCUAGCGAUAACAACGUCUUCGACUAGGCGGCCAGGGCCGGGCCCUUGCUCGCCGUGAGGCUCUGCCUCUGCUAGCUCUCAGAGGCGAGGGGGCGAGGAGGGCUCCAGGCGCUGGCCUGUCUGGAUUGGCUACCCGAGGCUGUAUGUCGACAUGUCCUCUGGGUGGCUUUCAUCUUUCUCUCUUCCCCCUCUCCCUCCCUCCCCUCCGUCGCUCCGUGCUGUCUGUAUCGGUUAACAAAUUCCGACACAGUCCACGCACAACAGCGAAAAUGAUAUUCGGCACACGGCUUCUGCUAUUUGCUGCGCUGCAGAUCCGUGGCCGAGCCGCAGGUGCCGCGCUAAUAAUACCAUCCGCGACGGCUCCAUCCACUCCCGAGUCGGCCCCAGUGCCGACGCCCCCUCCCCUCGCUGGCUUGGAAGCAAGGGAUCGGGCCGCCGGCCUCUGCGGGUACUACAAUGGCGAUCGCGCGGUCCCGUUUAUCUGCAACGCCGGCUACGCGUGCGUAGGCGACAGCACCUGGAAUGCUGUCGGCUGCGUCUCGAUGGGGCCUCAAGGACAGCUCCUAGGCGUGGUUCCCACCUACUGCAUCGACUACUCCGGCUACACGGCGGGGAUGUGCAACAACAUGGGUUCUCGCACUGGAUGCUGCUACGAUCCCAAUUUCCCAGCCUGCAUCGGCAACACCUACACCGGGUCCAAGUUCGAAGGGUACACGGCGUUUCGGUGCGGCGCGAGUUACCUCAACCAGGGCUACCUCCUAGCCUGGGAGGCCUCCACCUCGGGCGUGUCCGCGACGACGGUGCUCAUCGCCCUGGCGGGGACCAACGUGCCCGCGUCCCCCGACACGGCCGAGGCUGCGGACGGCGGGGGCCUCUCGACGUCCGACAAGAUCGCGCUCGGCGUCAGCCUGCCCGGCACGAUCGCCGGCAUCCUCGGCGCGUGGUACGCCUACAAGGCCAUAAAGCGGAGGCGCGCCAACGCAGCGCGGCCAGACAGCCAGGUACUACUGACGUAGGAGGGGCGCGAGACGGCUAACGGGAGGCCGACGCGCCUCAAGGGGAGAGUUGGGGUACGAGGAGGGCAGGACGGCGUGUUUUAUAUCCGGACGGCGGGUUGCUGUUUCGUUAGAGGGAUGUCGUGGACGACGUGUCCACAACCCCGGAGAGUUAUACCCUAAUGUUGCAGAAUGGGGAUGGUGGUUCCGAGACUGGCUGCGUAACAUCUGCGCCUUGUCGAAGUCGUGGCCUCCCGGGGCAGCAGGCCAGGCGGCCUAUGAGUGGCGGACCGUUAUGAGGCGACAUGUAAUAUCAUGAUACAUCCAUAUCCGAAGUUCGUAUAUAGGUGGGGAGAUAGCGAGGAGAUUCCGAGCAGGAUACUGCUUCGGGUGUAAUGGGAAGCGUGGUCUGGGCCUUAGAGAUAGAUGCAUGGUUAUAUCCCUUUCAUGUCUGAACGGC